UCGAGAGCGUCCUGGAGCAGCUCCCGUGCCUUCCGCGCCUCCUGUGUGCCAGGACCCCAAGAGAAGGACGCCCGCAGCCGCUCUCCGCCUGGCUCUUCGCCUCUCUGUCCACCCGGCCCUCCGCCCCGCGGCUCCGAUCCAUCUGCUCGGGGCCUGUCCGCUGCGCGCCGGCUUCUGGCUGUCUUGGCCACCGCGCUCUCCCCGGUUCCUCCUGCGCGCCACAAUGAGCUCCAGCACCGCCAGGACGCUCGCCGUCACCGUCACCCUUCUCCACUUGACCAGGCUGGCUCUCUCCACCUGCCCUGCCGCCUGCCACUGCCCCCUGGAGGCACCGAAGUGCGCCCCGGGCGUCGGGCUGGUCCGGGACGGCUGCGGCUGCUGUAAAGUUUGCGCCAAGCAACUCAACGAAGACUGCAGCAAGAUGCAGCCUUGCGACCACACCAAGGGGCUGGAAUGCAAUUUCGGCGCCAGUUCCACCGCUCUGAAGGGGAUCUGCAGAGCUCAGUCAGAGGGCAGACCCUGUGAAUAUAACUCCAGAAUCUACCAGAACGGGGAAAGCUUCCAACCCAACUGUAAACAUCAGUGCACAUGUAUCGAUGGCGCCGUGGGCUGCCUGCCGCUCUGUCCCGAAGAACUCUCUCUCCCCAACUUGGGCUGCCCCAACCCCCGCUUGGUGAAAGUGGCCGGGCAGUGCUGUGAGCAGUGGGUGUGUGACGAGGUUGGUGCCUUGGACGACCAGGACGACCAGGACGAUCGCGAUGGCCUGGAGGACCUCCUCAGCCAGGGGCUGGGCUUCGACGCUUCCGAGCUGGAGUUAACGAGAAACAAUGAAUUAAUUGCGGUUGGGAAAGGCAGCUCGCUGAAGCGGCUCCCUGUCUUCAGCAUGGAACCUCGGAUCCUUUACAACAACCCUGUGCAUGGCCAGAAAUGUAUCGUUCAAACAACUUCAUGGUCCCAGUGCUCCAAGACCUGUGGAACUGGUAUGUCCACACGAGUCACCAAUGACAACCCUGAAUGCCGCCUGGUGAAAGAAACCCGGAUUUGUGAAGUGAGGCCUUGUGGACAAUCCGUGUACAGCAGCCUGAAAGUAAGUUUCUUUGGGGACCUGUACAUUGAUCCCCAGCAAGUAGGCAGGAUAAGGACCCCCUUUCAGAAAGAAAGAAAGAAAGAGAGAAAGCCCAUUCCUCAUAUUCUUUUUUUCCCCCUUCCCUCUUUCUUGCAGAAGGGCAAGAAAUGCAGUAAAACCAAGAAAUCUCCCGAACCAGUCAGGUUUACUUAUGCUGGAUGUACCAGUGUGAAGAAAUACCGGCCCAAGUACUGUGGCUCCUGUGUGGAUGGCCGGUGCUGCACACCCCAGCAGACCAGGACGGUGAAGAUGAGGUUCCGCUGCGAAGAUGGGGAGACAUUUUCCAAGAACGUCAUGAUGAUACAGUCCUGCAGAUGCAACUACAACUGCCCGCAGGCCAACGAGGCAGCGAUUCCUUUCUACAGGCUAUUCAACGACAUACACAAAUUUAGGGACUAAAUGCUAUCUGGGUUACUGGCAGGAUGGAAAGGAGGAGAGAGGUGUGUGAGAGGAUCACGGAGACAUGGGUGGGGGCGGUGGGGUGAAGGGACUCAUUGUAGAAGGAAUACCUUGCUCAUUCUUGGAAUGGCAUGAAGUAUUUCCAAACUGCUAAGGGGGCUGGUGGGAUGGACACUUAAUGCAACCGCGAUUGAAGAAUACUUCGCUUCAUAGUAUUGGAGCACAUGUUACUGCUUCAUUUUGGAGCUCGUGGUGUUGAUUGAUGACUUUCUGUUUUCUGUUUGUAAAUUAUUUGCUAAACAUAUUUUUUUCCCUCUAGGCUUUUGUUUCCCCCUUUGAUUUCUGUGAUUGUAAUAGAGAUAAGACUAGUUGGGCAGUGAACGCUUUGUUUGUUGUAUGUCAGGAGUAACUGGAAGGGCCUUCCAUCCCUUCCAGAAUGGGGGAGACACUCUGUGAGUGUCCCAGAGAGGCAGCUACCUGCACUCUUAACUGCAAACAGAAAUCAGGUGUUUUAAGACUGAAUGUUUUAUUUAUCAAAAUGUAGCUUCCGGGGAGGGAGGGGAAAUGUAAUACUGGAAUAAUUUGUAAAUGAUUUUAAUUUUAUAUUCAGUGAAAAGAAUUUAUUUAUGGAAUUAAUCAUUUAAUAAAGAAAUAUUU
Molecule: messenger RNA, 2182 nt
Organism: Dipodomys ordii (Ord's kangaroo rat)
Lineage: Eukaryota; Metazoa; Chordata; Mammalia; Rodentia; Heteromyidae
Gene: Ccn1
Product: cysteine-rich, angiogenic inducer, 61
Exons: 4
Coding region: 224-1525 (433 amino acids)
Biological process (GO): signal transduction
Cellular component (GO): extracellular region
Molecular function (GO): protein binding
Source: RefSeq, a predicted model, not a curated record